Daphnia pulex (common water flea) is the source of this 1442-nucleotide messenger RNA. Its product is annotated as complement C1q tumor necrosis factor-related protein 2-like. Lineage: Eukaryota; Metazoa; Arthropoda; Branchiopoda; Diplostraca; Daphniidae. Gene Ontology annotation, molecular function: protein binding. The record is from RefSeq and is a predicted model, not a curated record. The transcript is spliced from 4 exons. Bases 644 to 1279 code for a protein of 211 amino acids.
CACGACGUCAGACUAGCAACAACCAACGUUCUAGCCGCUUCCAACUCGAUUGCACAUCCAUACCCCGUGAAACUGGGGACAACUUUGAUCCGUCAGCCCCAAAGUGAAUUGUGUAUCCCCUACAUUUCCGCCCUCUUUCCCGUCAAAGCUCGUCAGUGUUCGUAUCGACGUGUCCAGGUAAAGUGUGCACGGGUGUUCGGCGAUCGCCAUCCCAGAAAGGAUAUUUUUUUUUCCAUUCGUGAUUGCGCUUUUCCACGCCAAAUAAUGGCACGUCACUUGUCCGCCAUCGUCCGUUUGUGUUGGCUGUUUUGGCUUUGCUCGACGGCCAACGGUCUGUCCUUUGAAGAAUCAGUGCAACAACUGUCGAAAAAUUACGUGGAAAUCAAAGAAGUUUUGGAAGCCAAAGUCGUCCGUCUAGAGUCGAAAGUGAGCGGAUUGGAAUCGAAAAUCCAGCAGCAGAAUUCGCUGAUCGCUACGCUGCAAAAGGAAUGGCACAGCGAAGAGAUGGACAUGAAGUUGCACGAAACCAAGGCCAUCGUCGAGGAUUUAUCGAUCAGAUUAAACGGUAAGCUGAUACACAAUGAAGUAAUCAAAUGUUGGAUCAGGAUUUAAUUGGAUUUAAAUUAAAGAGAGGACGGGCGCCAUGGUGGAAAUUGGGAAAAUGCCGUCGUCGUGCUCCGACCUCCAGCGGAUGGGACAUAAACUCAGCGGACUCUAUUCGGUGAUCGGCACCCGAACGGUGGAAAUGGUUUACUGCAAUUUCUACCCCAAUGGCAAAGAAAUGCAAAAAUGGAUCGGGUUCGCCGACGUCAAAUCCUCGCCCACCUAUUUCUACGUGUCGAGAAGUAAUCCGUUCACCGAGACCAACACGCCCAUCACGUUCGACGUCGAGCAGCUCAACGUCGGGCGGGCCAUGAACCUGCAGACGGGCAAAUUCGUGGCGGCCAGGGCCGGCAAGUACAGUUUCUCCGUCUCGGGCGUGGCAUAUUUCCCUUACACGCCGCUGACUCCCGGCCUGUACAACGAAACUCCCGUUCUGGCCUCCUUCCGCUUUCAAAUCAGUUUGAUCAAAAACGGCAACUGGAUCGGCUCCGGCUACUCGCACACGACCAACACGGGUGGGACAUUCGAGACCUUCUCGCUUGACUCGACCCUCAGUUUGAUCAAAGGCGACCAGGUCUGGGUGGAGAUCUCGGAAAUGUCCGACAAGGUCCUGCUGUACGGGCGCCGCUUCACCCACUUUACCGGCGUCUUCCUAGAGGAGGAAUUCUCCCAGUAGCCCGUCGUCGUCGUCGUCAUCCACCACACACAUCAAUUCUUAAUAAUUACCUUUAAGACUUAUUCGCGUAGGUUAAAAUCAACUGUAAAAUUUCGGUCACACUAUGCAAUGAUCUCAAUGUAUACGCGCGCUUGAAUGAUUUCAAUACAACUUUUUCCCCGUU